AUGGCUGUACAACAUCGUCAUAAUUAUUGUUCGGUGAUAAAAUAUUUUACGACAUGUAUGAUAUUAAGUAUCUGUGCACUAUUUUAUGUUUCAUUAACAAUAGAAAAUUAUGCAUUAAAUUAUUUUAAUUUUUCUAUGAUAAAAUACGAUGAUAAAUUAUUAUUUCUAAAUCAAUCAUCAUUAACAUAUCAUAUGGAACAAACAGAAUUUUAUCCUCAUUUACCAAUACAAAUUUAUACAAAAAAUCGUGAAAAAUUUAUUAAAUUAAGAAAUAAAACAAAAAAAAUUAUUCUACUAGCUAAUGGAUUCUUUGAUGAUGAAACAUGGUCUAUGAAAUCAAUUAAAAAUAAAACUAAUUCCGGAAACAUGUCCGAACUAUAUUGUUCAUUUUUAAAUAAUCAAUGUGAAAUAACAAAUGAUAGAAAUCGUUUUACUCAAGCUGAUGCUGUUGUUUAUCAUAUGCGUAAUUAUAUAAAUCGUUCAGAUGAAAUAUUAAAAUAUCGUCAUCCAUCACAACGUUUUAUUUUUACAUCAUGGGAAUCACCGAGACAUAGUAUUGAUCUUCGAUCAUAUACAAAUUUUUUUAAUUGGUCAAUGACAUAUAAAUUCGAUUCACAUAUAUUUGCUUCCUAUUAUGCUAGUGAUACUUAUCGUUCAAAAGAUAGUCAAUGGUUUAAAAACCUACCAUAUAAUUAUGAACAAAAAACAGUUCUUUAUGAAAAUAUCAAUACAACGAAAAAACUUGGUACAGUCGCAGCAUUAAUUAGUAAUUGUCUAACACCUGAGAGUCAACGAACAUUAUUAAUUACUGAAUUAAAAAAAUAUGUUGAUGUAACUGUUUAUGGUAAAUGUGGUAAACCAUGUCCAAAUUCAAUUGAUUGUCGAACAUAUAUUGCUGAACGUUAUUAUUUCUUUUUAAGUUUCGAAAAUAGUUAUUGUGAAGAUUAUACAACUGAAAAAUUGUUUUCAACACUUGCAUUACCUAUUGUUCCAAUUGUCUUUGGUAGAGUUAAUUAUACACGUUAUAUUCCUCAAUCAGCUUUUAUUAAUAUUCAACAAUUUCCAUCAAUAUCAAAACUAAGUGAACGACUCUAUCAAAUACGAACUAAUAGAACACUUUAUCAAGAAUAUUUUCAAUGGAAGAAAAAUUUUAUAUGGGAUCGAUUUUUACAAUUUAUGUCACCAUUUUGUGAUUUAUGUCUUCGUUUACAUCUCGAUAAAACACCAAAUAUAAUUCAUAAUAUACAUAAAUGGUGGUAUCAUGAAAAAUGUGAUCCAGAAGUACAAAAUUAG
Molecule: messenger RNA, 1293 nt
Organism: Adineta steineri
Lineage: Eukaryota; Metazoa; Rotifera; Eurotatoria; Adinetida; Adinetidae
Source: the annotation of a GenBank genome assembly